UAGCUGGCAAAUCUGGCCAGAUACUCCUAAUUAGUUAAUGAUUAAUGUGUGUCAAACUGAUUUAUCUCUAUAUUGUAUGUAUAUUCUCCUAAACCUUUGCUUAAAUUUGUACAAAAAACCCCAAAACAUUCCAGUUAAUUUUGGCAAUAACAAAGGUCAUCAACAGCGGCACCAAAUAAGAGACAAAGGAAAGAAAAAAGAAAAAAGAAAAUAAAAAAACGCAAACACCUGGUGUAACAGACUUCACAUUUAAAAUGAUAAACCCCUCCACUCAAAAGCAACUUAAAUAGCGCAGAUGAUAUUUUGAAAACCCUGUUAAGUGCAUCAUUGCAUGAGGCGACGUUGCCGUGGGAGCCGCAGACGCCAGUCGAGGAGGACCAACCUAAACCCGACGCCCGCUCUGACGGACAAAGAGCCUCGACCAAUCAGAGCGCGCCUCGCCAAAUCAGGGACCAAUCAGAUGGCUCGGGGGGCGGUGCUAACCCAAUCCUCAGGACAAGAGGAGGUAAGUGUGUUACCACCAGAAGAGAUGAGCAGCAGCUAGCAGCAGGUCGUGAACGCUGCGUCUACGGCCACUCUCAAGCGGCUGGUGAAGAUUUUAUUUCAACCGAGGGCAUUUUCUCCAAAGGGGUCGAUAGAGCUGAAGGUGCUCCCCCUCCCCUCCACCCCAUGUUUUUUUUUUUCUUUUCUUUUGCUUUUCUCUACCGCGAGGACAUGUUACGGAAGGAGAGGCCUUAAAGUGAAGAAGGAGAACGCAGGAAUCCCCAAAUAAAUAACCCGAAAGACUUUCGGUCGUCUCCUCGGAAUGAAUCUUCUCUUCUUAACUGGAUGAAAUGCCUUGACCCCACCCCCGCCGCACUAUGGCAGGUUUCGUGUCCGCUGUGGGUCUGGUGGUGAUGCUCGAGGCUCUCAUGCACACUCACAGCCAGCGUGCAAUGUUUCUGGGGAUGGCGGUGUUGGUAACAGUGAUCACGGCCGACUCACCUGUUGCAGACAAAUCUCUGCUGGACUCUACACACCACCCCAUGGACAUUUUGGGAAAUAAAAGUCCAACCGGUCCGUCACCGUCAGCCUUAACAGAUUCACAUUAUACUGCCUUAGAGAGCCAGGACUCACCUGUUGCCCUGUCAUCCGUUCGCAAACCAAGCCACGGAGCUAGUACUGCAAACACCGAGCUUUUUGAACGGGGACAUAUAUCAUAUGAAAGCACCAUCGUCAAAAGGGAAACACAAUCAGAAGAACCAUAUAUUCCGACUGCUUCAUCAUUGGGUGACUCUGAACCUGCACUUGGGUCUGUUCCACAAUUUCAGACACUAGCUGAAUCUGCCACAGACUGGAAGAUUGUCAAGACAAAUUCAGACCACCAGUCAUCCUCUCUUUCUCCAGUUCCUACAGAAUCCCAGUCAAAUACACCUAUAACACCAUUUGACCACUCUGCUGCAAGACCAACACUUCAGCUAGGUACUCAUUCUACGCAGAAAGAAAUAUUUAGCAAGCAGCAGGGUGAGGCAUUGGAACAAACAUUGACAAUCACAGCCUUAGAACCGAGUAAGCCUCUUGAUCAGGCGUUUGCAGAUGAAUCUUACGGCAAAAUAGUGGAUGUAAACCAUCUGAGCCCAAGCAGCACCCCCUUGAAAGUUGACAAACCUACACAUGAGAUAGGUAUGCUACGCAAUGCAAAUGAGAUUCUCUCUCCGAGCUACAGUGUGCCUUUCAUUGCCCCCUACCCUGCAUCACCCUCAUCUCAACCCACUGAGGUUGCUCCAGAGGACUUCUACCCCACCAACACCAUGGACGUUGACUGGGGGUCGGGGGACUACUUGGAGACAAUGUCUUUCUUUGAUUCGGACAAAGACGAAUACUCUCUGUUUACCAAGGUGCCCUCUGACUCUUAUGAAAUGGAGGACUAUACCGAAACCUAUAACACAUCCUUCCCUUCCAGGGUGGGCAUAUCCCUUUCGUCUUUGCAACCUCUGAUUCCAUCGCCUUCUCCUAGCUUCAUAACAGCACACAGCAGCAGCACUGUUCAACUUAAAUCCAUUCAUCCUUCUUCAUUUUCCAGUACAGAUCAGUUAUCAAUAGAACCUACUUCUGCAACUAUCGGCGAUAUUCCAGACUUAUCAGACAUAGAUUGGCCAGAUACCUUCACAAUCCACCCAACAGAUGUCCUCUUACCUGACAUGAACAGUUUGGAGUAUUACACCACCCAGUUGACCAAGGAGAACAACGGUUCAGAAACUGGAGCUGAGCACAGAGGGAACGUUACUGUGGUGUCCAUCAGUACUACAGACAUCACACCCACCAACGGCCUCAUCAAUGAUUCUAAAUUUACUGAGGAUGAGUCCUCCGGUGAUAUUUCAGGGUUUCAGCCUAAUGAUGAGACAACCACGAUAGGUACCACAGUUGAGAGUCCUCAUUUGGUUAAUUCAUCUGAGCUCUUCCUCGAACCUUCCAUAGUCCCAGUCCUUGAUCCCUCUUCUUCCAUCUGGGGUGGUCAGGUGUCCACCACAGGUUGGUUUGCACAUUCACAAACUGUUGGCCUAGAUGGCACUGUAUUAACAGAAACUGUGCAACACAGUGCCACACCUUUACUGCCAGAUGUUUUUACAUCGUCCUCAUCCCUGACAGAUGUUCAUUGGUUUGUUACGGAGGAUAUCCCAGAGUCUGCUACCAUACAUACCACCAUUGUCUUAACUACAACUAUAGCCUUCUCCACUGUUCCCACUGAACCUGCUGGCACAACUUUCCAAGACUCUGCUUUUACAACUGAACAAACACUCAAUAUAACCUCAGCUUCAACUGAACCAGCAUCUCAAAAUGCCACUGUGUUCCCACCAGUUGAGUUAAGUGAUCAGGGAGUGACUGACAAUGGAGUUGACAGCCCAGCCACAGUGACCUUGGUUCCAUCUAGCAGUGAAGUUAAUAGAGUCUCUGCUGCACCCACAAGUACAACUGCCACAACUACUCCUCCUCAAGCCACAACCGGAAUGACUGCCACUACUGAAGCCUCAAUUAGUGUCAACAUCAUCUCCACCACCAGUGGUAAGACCACAACUUCAGCACCACCAAGACAGUACCUCUGCAACGUGGACAGGCCAGAUUAUGUAAUAAAAAUUGGUUUUCCUUCGGGGGCCACCGUUGGAUACGCCAAAACUCAAAUCAGAGAUAUACUGAAGGUGGAAUUUAACAAGUCGGUGGAGCUGCAGGUUGUGGAUCCCCCACCAAGAUUUGUGUUUCGGGUGGUGUCUGGUCCGGUGUUGUACACAGCCAUAUCUGUCAUCAAUGCUCUGCGAAGAUCUGGGCGCCGCUUUCUGUCCCUGUCUCCCAGCUGGACGACACCCAACACUAAAUAUCAAGUCCACACAGUGCUGCAGUUUGUUCCCCGUCACAUAGACGUACGCUACUGCAACUUCAGUGAGAGCAUUGAGAAAGGUUUGACCAAGGCAUUUGCAGAAGUGCGCCGGCGCUCAAAGGAGUCGACCAACUUCACAGUGCAUAUUGUAAACAUCACCAUGGCAGCUUCAAAGUUUGAAGAACAGCGAGUGGUGAAGCAGCCAGUGGAUAUCACCUUCACUGUUCGGGGUUCGAGGGGUUACCUGAUGGGCUCAGAGGUCAGCAAUGCGCUGAUUAAGCUCACAAUGGUGGAAUUCAGCUAUUACAUGGGCUUCCCUGUACUGCAGAUAGCUGAGCCUUUCCAUUAUCCAGAGUUGAACACCAGCCACUUGCUUCGCUCUUCGUGGGUUAGAACAGUGCUUCUCGGAGUGCUGGAUGAGAAAGUGGGUGAGAGGACCUUUCAAGCUAACAUGGAGCGUCGGUUGGCCAUGCUAGUCGGGGAGGCAACGGGAUCAGUCAGACGAGUUAAAAGAGCCACCACCAUAGGAAACAACAGUGUUCAGGUUGUCCGCGUGGACCGACUGGUGGAUGCGGACCACCCCUUAGAAAUAGUGUAUUUCGUGGAGGGUCCCAGUGGUCAGAGGAUGCCUGCAGCGCAAACAGCUGACCUACUUAACAGCAUGGACGUUCAAAGGGCUGCCAUUGUCCUGGGAUAUCGUGUGAAGGGAAUUUUGGCACAACCCGUGGAGAAGGUGGAGGCCUCGCCCUCCGACACGGAGAACACCAACAUGUGGAUCAUCAUCGGGGUGGUGAUCCCCCUCCUGGUGGUCGUCGUGAUCAUUUCCAUCCUCUACUGGAAACUGUGUCGCACGGACAAGCUGGAGUUCCAGCCGGACGCCAUGACCUCAAUCCAGCAGAGACAAAAGUUGCAGGCUCCCAGUGUGAAAGGCUUUGACUUUGCCAAGCUGCACCUCGGCCAGCAGAGUAAAGAUGAUGUCAUGGUGAUCCAGGAGUCUGCGCUGCCAGGACCCGGCACCGGGCCCCACCCUGUGUCCAUUAAAGAUGGCCUCAGUCCAUCUGAGAACGGGGAGAUUCCUACUCCCAUAUCCAAAACCUCUGCCUCCUCCACGAAAGCGUCCCGCAGCGGCCGCAGGCGAGAGAGGAUCUCCCCGUCAGACGGUGACUCGGUGGUCAGCGACCAUUCAAGUGAGCGGGAAUCCACGGAGGAGAACCUGAGAGUCCACGCCACGCCCAGCGACAGCAAGCAGACCCGCAAAGUCCCCAUCAAUGUUUUAAAUGGCAAGAAUAGAAUUGGUCCUCCCCCUAUGAAUGGUACGAACGAGCAGCUCUCCUCAGCCUCCAUCUUUGAGCACGUUGAUCGGAUGUCUCGUGCCACGGAGGCGAGCAGGAGGCUCCCCAAUAAAGUCCAGCUCAUCGCCAUGCAGCCCAUGCCCGUCCCUCCGCUGCACAGUCCGCCCGUCAACGGCAAACUGUCGGACACAAAUCAUAUCAACAAAGAGAUUCAGGUGGCACUGAGGCAUAAGUCAGAAAUUGAGCACCAUCGAAACAAGAUUCGCCUGCGUGCGAAGAGGAAGGGCCACUAUGACUUCCCUGCCAUGGACGACAUGAUCGGUGGCCCCGGAGACACGAAGGAGCAAGAUCGUAUCUAUCACAAAUCACAGACGCAGAUUGAUAAGAUCCUGGACCCGGAUGCUCAUAUGCCCUCAGUAUUUAUGGAAUCCAAGAAGAGCGGUCGGGGGAAGCGCUCUCCGAAGCAGAGGAUGAAGGAUCAGCUUAACGGAGGCAUGAUAGAAGCAGACAAAGACCACCUCAUCACUGAAGAUAGUGAUGCCGCUUACAGAAAGUGCCCGGGGGUCAACAAUGUGGCGUACGUGUCUGACCCCGACCAAGGCCCCGGAUCCCCGCACAGGAGCCCCUCCCCCACGGACGAUGUCUUCCUAGGCCCCGCCUCCUCUCCUCCGGGCCACGCCCCUCCCCCGCCCCCCUACAUGCCUCCGCAGCCCUCCAUCGAGGAAGCGCGGCAGCAGAUGCACUCGCUGCUGGACGACGCCUUCGCCCUCGUGUCGCCCACGUCCCAGGGCGGCACAGCGGGGAUCACGCUCCCGGGGGUCACCAGCAACCCCCCCAUCUCCAGCCCCCCAGGCCGCGGCCCCAGACACUGGGGUCCCUCAUACCAAGCUCUUAGCCCUUUCACUGGUAGAUUUACCGACCUGGGCCUGUCCUCUCCUGCAGUCCAAGGCCUGACGCCAAGACAGGGCCUUGGCUCGAGCUACCUGGCAACGGGAGAAGCAGCGGGGCACGGCGAGCACCUCCAGCCAGACAGCCUGUACUCCAGCAGGGGCCUGUACGCCGACGAGCUGCCCUCCUCAGCCAGACCGCGUCCGGUCGGAGGCACUGCAGGUGCCCAGCUCCAUCAUCUGACCCAGGUGGGUUUGUCCAGUCGGAUGAACGGUUUCCCUGCAGGGGUGAGGGCAGCGCCGGGCGAGAACGGAGGCUUAGGCUGGAACCCGUACCACGACGACAAGUUCUCCAGAGCAGAACCUGAAAAGGAUGCAUUCCUGGACUGUCCUGACUACCCGCCCUCCUCUAUCUUCCAGAUGCACAGGAGCGUCAUGAGGGAGCCGGCCUCGCCCCCGUCCCACCUGGACACGUCCGGGGUGGGCUACCUGACCGCCCCGCCGCCCCUGGACACCUCCCCCCCCACCCACUCCUCCGCCUCCCUGAUCAAGGCCAUCAGAGAGGAGCUGUUGCGUCUCUCCCAGAAGCAGGUGCCCAGUUACCACAGCUGAAGGCCCCCGUGACCCGCGGCCUAAUAACACCCUCUAACCAGUCAUGUCACUGACCCCGCCUGCCUGCUUCGCCUGGUCUGACGAUGCUUCCCAUGGAAGUCCCCCCCCCCCCCGAAGACGUAGUCCUGGUGGCUCGCUGAGACAUGUAGCAGAGGACGCUGCCCUAGUGAAGUAGAAGAAUCAAAAGGACACCAACAGUGUGCGCGGGAUGAAACGGGACGUACGCGGACUUGUCGCGCCUGUUGUUUCCGUCACGUUCCGGCUACUCGGACUUGAUUCGCUGCAUUUCCUCGGACUCUUGGUUUUCAUUCUUACGUCGCCUUCGCAAACCCCCCCGUCAGACCACGACCGUGUCAUUUUUUAAGACAUGUUAUUUUCAGAGCAGGCCCUUAACUUCAUUUAUUUUAUUUUUUAUUUUUUUUUUCCUUUUUUCUUCCCCCCAUCAGGUGCUACUUGCUGUUUUUCUGCCACGAUGAGCCAUGCUAUGCCUUGACACUGUGAUGUAGUUCACCCGACCCCCUGUCCACCGUCAGAGCCGACAGCAGGGUCACAGGUCACAGCCAGCGAGCCAGUUCAGAGAGCGGGCACCAGGGGGCAUCCAUCCACAAUAACAAUAAUAACAAUAAUAAUACUCAUUAAUACUACCUAUCCGUUCCUUAAUAACUGCAGUAGAACAGUGUUAGUCUCGACUUACAGUACAUCUUACAGUUUGUUUUUUUUUCCCGUAGCUGGUUUUUUAUUUGUUUAGAAGCUUAUAAUCGGUGGUCGAACAAAUUGCUGAAGAGGACGUGUUACUAAUAAUCAAUGACAGUAUGUACUUGACAAUUAUGGACAAUUAGUACUGUAUGUAUUCAGUAUUUGGUUGUUAUUUGUUGCACUGUAUGCAGACUACUUGGUACGGCUCAGGUCUUUAAAAAAAAAAAGAGAGAUUUCCUUGCAGACAAGUCAGUGGACAAAUGUCCUGUGGAAAAGGUGUAAAUUAGGGAAAGCCACAGAUGUCAGUAUUCUCUGUAUUAACUGGACCACCUUCCUCUUUUUUUUUUUUUUUUUCAUGCAGUAUUUAAUGUUUGCCUUUUUAUCAGCAGCACAGGGAGGGAAAAAAAAAUGUAUUUGUUGUAAUUUAUGGUCCUUUUUUUUUUUUUUUUUAAUUGCCUCAUGUAGUUCUGUUGAUCGCGUCAUUAGAAAUCAUUCCAGGUUUUGUUUUUUUUUUUUUUUUUUUUUUAAAUCCCCUGACAUGUUGUUAUGUUUAAGGGGCCUGACGUGAUAAUUUAUUUAAAUUAAAUAAAACAGAAAAUUAUGGAUUUUUAAAAAGCAGGGCUUGGAUGAAAAAAAAUAUGUUUGGAUUUUGUCCCAGUAUUAUUUGGCUGAUUAAUAAUGUUCCAAACAAAAGCCUUUGGUUUGUGGGAGCGGACUCUUCAUGCCGUGUAUUGUUGCCUUUCGGACUCACCUGAGACGACUACGCAUUAACAGCAGCAAAUCCUCUGUACGUUAACUCGCCCCAAAUGAUCUUAAACAUAAACUGAAGUAACAUCCAGACUGGAGAGACAUCCUAGUUUCUGGUUGUGCACUAACACAACUCCACAUUCACGUCUAUGAACCUCACACUGUAUGCCUCCAUCUGCUGGUCCUGUACUGUAACUACAUCUCUUUGUGUUCAUCACCAUUUUUUUUUUUUUUUAUGAUUAUUUUUGCUGUCCUUAUCUCGGUAAUCCUUUUUUUUUCUACUUUGUGAAAGCGAUCCGUUGGCUGGCCCAACUUUACGUUCUUGUGGUGCAUGUUCGAUUAUUGUACGUCUCUGGUUUGUUUUUGCCGCAUGCCGUUUCUAAAUUCUUGAAAUACAAAACAAGCUGUCACUCA
This is a messenger RNA of Mugil cephalus (flathead mullet), 8000 nucleotides long. Its product is annotated as UPF0606 protein KIAA1549. The transcript is spliced from 22 exons. The record is from RefSeq and is a predicted model, not a curated record. Lineage: Eukaryota; Metazoa; Chordata; Actinopteri; Mugiliformes; Mugilidae. Bases 861 to 6143 code for a protein of 1760 amino acids.